Molecule: messenger RNA, 2068 nt
Organism: Ictalurus furcatus (blue catfish)
Lineage: Eukaryota; Metazoa; Chordata; Actinopteri; Siluriformes; Ictaluridae
Gene: inha
Product: inhibin subunit alpha
Exons: 5
Coding region: 502-1659 (385 amino acids)
Biological process (GO): SMAD protein signal transduction
Cellular component (GO): extracellular region
Molecular function (GO): growth factor activity; cytokine activity
Source: RefSeq, a predicted model, not a curated record
ACCUCUCUUUUAGACAGAUCCGAUGUCUGACUUUAGUCAAAAAAACAAGUGUGUUCUUUGAAAAAAUAAAAAUACAGCAGAAGGGAAAGAUAAACUACUACAAAUGAAAACAAUAGUGCAAAAUUAUUGGUGAAAAAGAAAGGAACAGUGAACAGGCAAGAAACUACAGGCAAACGAUUCGAAAACAGGAACUACGUGACAGGAACAGUCUGUUAAUAUUUUGUUUUGCUUUGUUUAAAUUUUGUAUGCAGCAUUUCUCAUUCUUUUAUUCACAAGUCCCCGAGAUUUGCUUUUUUACUACAUUUUAUACUGUGUUUUAGAGGUCUGCACAUAAGUCUAUAUGGAAUUGAAAUGGGAAUAAUGCAGCCUGCACAGCACUAAAAUAUAAUUUAUUUAUUUCAGAUCCAUCACCUAAGCCUUCUUGGUAGCAAAACUCUGGGCGAUGCUGUAAAGAGAGUGCUGUGCACAGUUGCCACAAACAAUGUGUGGGCUCAGUACAGCAUGAAGGGUCGAAAGGGAAAGAAAAGCUUUGAAGACCUGGAAUUUUGCACCGUGAUCAUUUCUUGCUGCAGGAUGUAUCCAAAGGUGUCUCUUGAUUGCACUGCAGACACUGUAAAGUAUGCUCACAUAAGGGACAAGGGUGGAGAAUGGGAAGAGGACACCAGUACAUGGAUUUACCUUCACUGCCAGGCCUGCCAGGGAGAUCUGCCCCAGGAAGUGGUGCUGGACUGGUUGAAGAGACGCAUUCUGGAGGAACUAGGGCUUGACAAGCCCCCUGUGCCGACUCUACAGAGUCUAUCUGGACAGAGGGUGCAUGUGGCAGCACAGCACGGAGCUUGGCGAGUACGCAGGGAGGCUCGGCUGGACAGGAGGCAACAUCAGGAGAUUUCCCAAGUCAUUCUGUUCCCCAGAUCUGACAGGACCUGCCUGGACACAGUCUCAAUCUCUUCUGAGGACACUCCCAGCCACUUUACCUACUACUUCCAGCCAUCUCUGGACAAUCAGGAGUCCCUUAUCACCUCAGUGGACUUCUGGUUCUAUGCUGGAGAAAUCACUGCAGUAAAUACCACCUCUGUGUCACUUUAUAUUCUUACAACUCACCAGGAGCUAAUGCAGUUAGCUCACAGGCCAUCUAAAUGCAGCCCAGAUGGCUGGAGCACCUACAGACUUAAGCGCCACUUCCACAGUGCUAUAGCCAAUGGGCCAUUCCUGCUGCAGGUACGAUGCCUAGUAUGUGGCUGUUACGCCUCAGAGGAGGACAAAACCCCUUUCCUGCAUGUCCAUGUUAGGCCACAUGGGCCUGAGCGUGCCCGAAGAGCACCCAGCAUUGUCUGGUCACCAGCUGUCAUUGAGAAGCUCCAGAGGCCCUCACCUGAAAAAGAUGACACUUAUUGCAGGAGAGAGCAGAUAGAGAUCUCUUUUGCAGAGCUGGGCUGGGACAACUGGAUCGUCCACCCAAAGACUUUCAGCUUUUACUACUGCCAUGGGAACUGCUCAAGCCCUGAGUUCACAGCGACAGUUCUAGGUAUUCGCCAGUGCUGUGCACCUGUGCCUGAGAGCAUGAGGUCACUACGUUUCACCACCACCUCAGAUGGUGGAUUCUCAUUCAAAUAUGAGACACUGCCCAAUAUCAUACCUGAGGAGUGCAACUGCAUUUGAUGCAUUUGUUCAGGGUCAUGCAGUUGAACUUUCAAAAACUUGUAAUAUAAAUGCAUUUGUAAGAUAAAGUUUGAUGCAGUUUGAACUACAGAUACUUUUCAGAUCUGUUGUUUAUAGACCUGCUUUCAGUUUUUGAUAAUCACGUAACUUGGUUGCAAAACAUUUUAUUUUAAUUCAGUAAACUGCACCUGUGAGAAAAAAAGAUUGUAGUUUUGGAUUGUCAUUAAACACUGAUCUGCAUAAAGAAAACAAAUGUGGAGUGUUUACCUUGUUUCUACUAUAAAUGAUUUUGAACAGCAUUUUAAUUGCAUGAAAUGUGAUAUAUAAACUUAACAUGUAAAGGUUAAAAACCUAGAAGUAUCUAAUAUGUAAAGUGUAAAAUGUUAAAAAUACUGAAACAUGUUUUCUA